Molecule: messenger RNA, 726 nt
Organism: Westerdykella ornata
Lineage: Eukaryota; Fungi; Ascomycota; Dothideomycetes; Pleosporales; Sporormiaceae
Product: ribosomal protein S16
Exons: 3
Coding region: 99-509 (136 amino acids)
Biological process (GO): mitochondrial translation
Cellular component (GO): mitochondrial small ribosomal subunit; ribosome
Molecular function (GO): structural constituent of ribosome
Source: RefSeq, a predicted model, not a curated record
CACGUGCCGGCAAAACCCCGGCAAAACCCUCCAAAAGAAUCCCCAGAAACCCUUCACCACCGACCCUCACAUCCAGCGCCGCGACCCCUCACAGCGCAAUGGUCGUCCGAAUCCGCCUCGCCCGCUUCGGCAAGAAGCACGCCCCCUUCUACAACAUAGUCGUCGCACACGCGCGGACAGCCCGCAACUCCCUCCCCCUCGAAGUCCUCGGCACCUACGAUCCGAUCCCAAAACCGCCGCGGCCGGGAGACACGCACGGUCGGCCGUGGAAGGACAUCAAGCUGGAUAUCAGUCGGGCGAGGUAUUGGAUUGGUGUCGGGGCGCAGCCGAGCGAUACGGCGUGGAGGUUGUUGAGUAUGGUCGGCAUUCUCGAGCCCAAAUACCGCAUAGGCAAGAUACAGGGCCAGGUCAUCAAGGCGGACUCAGCAUUCAAAUCAUUGAUACCCGAAAAGCCGGCGACAGAGCCCACCGACGAGGCACAGACAACGACGGAGCAGACGCAAUCAUGAGCAGUCGUACAAUGGGCAGAGCAGAUGCGUGAGGAGCCGCGAGUGGAGCAUUGUAGCAUAUACCGGCGUUAAGAGGAAGACCAAUUUGGCUUGUUUCUGUACACUAGCGGUCCCUAAGGGGACGUGUAAAUGGUAGAGGUAUGGAUAUUGUCUAUAGAGAAACGUUUGGUAGAUCAUGACCGAGAUCUUGAUAUAUAGUACCUCGUAUCAACGCCCG